Epithele typhae is the source of this 1287-nucleotide messenger RNA. Its product is annotated as WD40 repeat-like protein. Lineage: Eukaryota; Fungi; Basidiomycota; Agaricomycetes; Polyporales; Epitheliaceae. The coding region runs from base 1 to 1287 and encodes 428 amino acids. The record is from RefSeq and is a predicted model, not a curated record. The transcript is spliced from 4 exons. Gene Ontology annotation, molecular function: protein binding. Gene Ontology annotation, cellular component: nucleus.
AUGGCUCAGACUACGGUUCUCCAGUAUGAAGCACCCUGGCCCGUGUACGCACUCGACUGGUGCAAAUCCGCCCCGCCCGGACAGCAAGUGCGCACCCGCUCCUCCUUCCGGCUCGGCAUCGCCUCGCUCACGUCGGACUACCGGAAUCGGAUCGCGAUCGUCGGCCUGCAAGACGAGCGGGUGCUGGUGGAGGACGACGACUACGCGGACUACCCCGACUUCGCGACGCUCGUCGAGGCCCAGCACGGAUACCCGGCGAGCCGCCUGCAGUGGCAGCCGAGCACCUCGAACUCGUUCGCGUGGAGCCAGAAGGCGGUCAACGCGGAGCUGCUCGCGACGACGGGGGACGCGCUGCGCGUGUGGGAGUACGCGAGCGACGCGCCGCCCGCGGGCGGGACGGGCUACGUCGGACGGCAGGGGAGCGGGAGCAACCAUCGGCUGACCCUGAAGACGGCGCUGUCUGGGCAAAGCAAAGUACAGAACAACAACACCGGCGCCCCGCUCACCUCUUUCUCGUGGAAUGAAAAGUCACCAAGUCUAGUCGUCACCUCCUCGAUCGACACAACGUGCACGGUCUGGAACAUCGAUACCUCGACUGCGAUCACCCAGCUCAUCGCGCAUGACCGAGAAGUGUACGAUGUCGCGUGGCUGCCCGGAUCGACGGACAUCUUUGUGUCCGUCGGCGCCGACGGCUCACUCCGCGCGUUCGAUUUGCGUUCGCUGGAGCACUCCACGAUCCUCUACGAGACCCCGGCACCGAAGAACAUGCCAGCGCCGACGGCGUCCCCGUCGAGCAGCGCUCGGCCGCCGACGUCACCUCUGCUCAGGAUCGCCUUCAACCCGGCGGACUCAAACUACAUGUCGACGUUCCACAUGGACGGGAGCGACAUCCAAAUUCUGGACAUGCGGAGUCCAGGACAGCCAGUGAUGGAGCUUCGGUCUCACAAGGCGCAGGUGAACGCGCUCGCGUGGAGCUCGUCCGACUCUCAGUUGCUCGGGACCGUCGGCGACGACUGCCAACUCCUCCUCUGGGACCUCGCGCCCCACACGGCGGCGUCGGCGGCAUCUCCACGGCCGACGGGGACGGGUCUGUCGUCGCCGCGGCCGGACGCGAAGAAGCGGGUGGUGCAGGACCCGGUGAUGGCGUACACGGGCGCGAGCGAGAUUGCGAACCUGGCGUGGUCGCCGCCGAUCGCUGGGAUGAGCACCGCGUCGGGGCACUCGGCGGGCCCUGGGGAGUGGAUCGCGAUCGCGAUGGGCAAGUCGAUCAAGGCGUUGAAGGUGUAA